Molecule: messenger RNA, 3381 nt
Organism: Pomacea canaliculata
Lineage: Eukaryota; Metazoa; Mollusca; Gastropoda; Architaenioglossa; Ampullariidae
Product: guanylate cyclase soluble subunit beta-2-like
Biological process (GO): response to oxygen levels; cGMP biosynthetic process
Cellular component (GO): guanylate cyclase complex, soluble
Molecular function (GO): heme binding; guanylate cyclase activity
Source: RefSeq, a predicted model, not a curated record
AUUUUUUACGCUUUCUCUGAAUGUUAAGAAAUUUGUUUUGCUUACCGUUUAUCUGGUGAUAACGAGGCUGCUACUGUGUGUCCCGCCACGCGCCGAUUAGGUCAUCAAGCACGUGCUUCAAUGUUUGCUCUAUCAAUAUGUAUGUGCGUGUGUUUUCAGUACGGCCAAAUACACUGCGUAAUCAGGGAGCUGGUACAGGAGAAAUUCGGCCACGACACAUGGCUUGACAUCUUAAGGCGGUCAGGUCUGGAUUCCCUCAGCCAUUUCCAGGUGUUCACACGUUAUGACGACUCCUUAACCUUCCACCUUGUGUCCGCAGUCUCAAAACAUCUCGACUUGCCAGUCGAGGCUGUGUUGCGGGUGUUCGGGGGAUACUUCUUUGGCUAUUGCUUACGUCACGGCUAUGAUAAGAUGCUGAAGACUCUGGGAGGCGACAUGGUCAGCUUCAUUCAGAACCUAGACUCACUCCACUCCCUCCUGGCCCUGUCCUACAACGGCAUCAGCGCCCCCUCCUUCAGGUGUGAAGAAGCAACGACGGGACGCUGGUGCUUCACUACUACAGCACGCGGCCUGGCUCUAUCCAUCGUCAUAGGUAGGUCACACACUUCUCACCACCCUUUUCUCUUGCCUCGUGUGGUGCAUCACCUGUCUCGUAGCUACCAACGGCGUUGUCCUGCGAUGUCCUCCCUCUGUCCACCGUCAGCGUCUUCUGCUGCCUCAUCUCCUUAUUCCUCUCGUCUUUUGAAAAGAUGCUUCAUGACUGCUGACAGUUCACUGCCUCAGACUUUCUUAUCGUUGUUUUUCUCACCAGGGUUAGUGGAAGCGGUGGGUCGGGAUCUUUUUCAGCAGACUGUGAUCCUGACGGUUCUGGAUCAAGGCCAGGAAGACAUGGGUCACAUGACGAUCUUGCAUCACACGGCUUUCCGCGUCGAUCUCCAUGGCAACGCAACCUUCGCGAGUGAUUGUUCCCCCUGUGCUCUUUCUGUUACCACAAAGAGGCAGGAGGGAAGGAAGAGUGGGGAUGAGAGGGAGAUAGCCCCGGCUGCCCUGCCCGUUGACCGCUGGUCUCCAGAAGGAAGGGUGGAGAAUGAGUUCCCAUCCGGCCCAGAGUCCCUGUUACUCAAGCCCCAGGACUUGUGCACGGCCCUCCCCUAUCACGUGGUGUUUGACGUGCAGCUGCGCGUGCGGCAGUGCGGUGUGAUGGUGCGUCACUUCGCGGGUUGGCCCGUGGGUGACGGAACGCCACUGGAGGCGCUGUGCAGCAUUGUGCAUCCCAUCAUGCAGCUGUCCAUCGACAACAUCUUCAAGUUUAUCAAUGCCGUAUUCCUCGUCGCCAUUCAUCGCCAAGGCUCCGAUAAGCCUUUCUUGCUUAAAGGUCAAAUGGUGUGGAUGCCACGUUCCGACAUGAUCUUCAUCAGCUCCCCACGUCUCACCUCACUUAACGAGCUGCUGGAGAUGAAGGUCUACCUGGCCGACAUCCCGCUGUAUGACGUCACAAGAGAGCUCGUGCUGCUCAACCAGCAGCGCAUCGCCGAGAUCGACGUGGGCAUAUGUGGUUAUCGUGACAGUGUAGUCGUUGUCACUGUGCAAGGUGUGGUUAUCGUGACAGUGAAGCAGCUGGACGAGAAGACGGCGGAGUUGCGGCGGACGUCACGUGCUCUGGAGGAGGAGAAGCAGAAGACAGAGGCUGCUGUACAGAUGCUGCCACCAAAGGUCGCCAAACAGUUGACCCUGGGCAAGCGGUAGAGGCAGGCAUAGAAGUUCGACAUCGUGACUAUCCUCUUCAGCGACAUCGUCACCUUCACUAACAUCGCCGCCGCCUGCAGCCCCUUGCACAUCGUGGACAUGCUCAACGAUCUCUACCAGCGCUUCGACAGUCACACCACGACACACGCCGUCUACAAGGUAGAGACCAUAGGUGACGCCUACAUGGUGGUGGGUGGGGUGCAAGAGCAGCAGGAGGACCACGCCGAGCGAGUGGCCAGUUUCGCCAUGGACAUGGUAGAGGAGGCUGGCUUCGUGACCUCACCGGCCACCGGCCUACCGCUGCAGAUCCGGGUGGGCGUGCACUCGGGUGGCGUGGUGGCCGGGGUAGUAGGGAGGAAGAUGCCGCGCUACUGUCUGUUUGGCGACACCGUCAACACUGCCUCCCGCAUGGAGAGUCACGGGGUGCCUGCCAGGAUACAUGUCAGCGGCGCCACCUACCGUUGUCUUGCUCAGCGUGGUUAUGCCUUCAGAACAAGAGGUCAGAUUGAGGUAAAAGGUAAAGGUAAAAUGACAACCUACUUCCUAGUGGGUAGUCCAUCACGUGACGUCCGAGAGCCAGAUGACGAGUUCUUGUCCCUUCCAGUGGAGCGAAGCACAGCGCCAGACGAGAGUCGGUAUGGGUCAGAAGGGCAAGAUGUCAAUCAGUUUUCUGACCUGACCGCCGCAGGCAACAGCAAUCAAGAUCUCUCCAAAACUAAUGGAAUUUUACUGAAUGACCGUAAUGAGUCGGACACGAGGAUGUCGAAGAGAGCAAGCCAACCCGUGGACAACGCCACCAGUAGGGGCCGGGUUGUGGUGGAGGAUGUGCUGUGGUCCAGUCACGCCAGUAAACUGUGCCUCAUCGUGUGACAUUACCGAGUCACUCAAGGUAAAUACCUCUCACAUUACCUAGUCACUAAAGGGGCAUGUUUUGCUCACUUUCACUACAACCUACCGCACCACAGGUGCAAGAGAUGGCAAGUUCCACUCAAAGACGGACCGCAAGAAAAAAGGUAGGAAGGCAGUUCCACUGUAGAACAAUCACAUCCAACCUAGUCUGUAAUUCAAGUCAAACUUGUGUAUGCCACCUCGCAAGGCUGUCAGCAACAUCUGUUUCCACAUAUAAUGAUCAAGCAAGGUUUCUAAGACCAUUUUUGACCCUGGAUAUUUUGGCUGUGACAAGGAGAAAUGCUGGAUGGGUAAAAAAGGCAAUAACUUUGGAACACUUUCACGAUAUCAAAGUGACUAGGGUUGCAAUGCAAUUUUUACUUUGUAAUUUGGUUAAUUGCGAUGCCAGACAAGAUUGGUCGCUAGCUUCAUAGAGGGACAAGUAGCACGUAGCCACAAAAGAUGGAGCAAAAAAAGACAAGACUUGUGGCAGCUAUGCUGGUGUAAUGCAAGUGUUCAUGUGUUGAAAUGAAGUAUGCAUGCAAGUGUACAAGUGUUGAAAUAAUGCACUGAGCUUGUUGAAAAUUUUAUUGUGCAGUAGGUGUGCAGAUCUUAUGUCACCCACCAACAACCCCUAAAAGCCUAGGGUGUGAUGUAUACCAUGUCUUGCAUGUUGGCUAUCGAUGGCAGGGUCAAUGACCAAUCAUUCAUCCUCUUCUGGUCCAUUAAAGACAUCACAUACAAAGA